Eruca vesicaria subsp. sativa (arugula) is the source of this 237-nucleotide messenger RNA. The record is from the annotation of a GenBank genome assembly. NCBI's taxonomy places the organism in Eukaryota, Viridiplantae, Streptophyta, Magnoliopsida, Brassicales, Brassicaceae.
AUGACGGGUCCGGGAGCAGCGAUAGAGGUGAGGGGUCCAAAUGCUGAAGAAAGAGCUUCGCAAAGUGUGAUCGGUGAAGCACAAAACUCAAUAGAACAACCGAGGAGCGACGGCGAGAAGAGCGGACGGAGCUACGGUGACAUAUCCAGCGGAGGUAGCGACGAUGGCGGAGCGAAUAGAGGUGGUAGUGGUGACGAAACGAGUAUAUGUAGUGACGAUGGUGAUGCGGCGGACUAA